AUGCUGCACUCGCUGUACAUCAUCAACAAGGCUGGGGGGCUCAUCUACCAGCAAGACUUGAGCCCCGCGGCACCGAAGCUCAGCUCGAAUGACCACCUCCGUCUGGGCUCCACCUUCCACAGCAUGCAUGCUAUUGCAGCCCUGGCAGCGCCCACUAACUCGGGCGGCAUCGACAGUCUCGAGACGGGCACCUUCCGUCUGCAGUGUCUACAGACGCCCACGGGCACGAAAUUCUUCCUCACCGCAGCACUAGGGACGCCCAGUGUCGACGUGACGCUUCAGACUGUCUACGAGUUAUACGUCGAUUACGUGCUCAAGAACCCGUUCUACGAGCUGGAGAUGCCAAUUCGCUGCAGCCUCUUCAAUACUCGACUCAAGAGCUUUGUCGAUAAGUUUAAUCUGGAGAGUGUUCGUCGUCGCCCACUCGCUAGCAGCAGCGGCCCCGAUGCCUACUAUUCGUAG
Molecule: messenger RNA, 462 nt
Organism: Peronospora matthiolae
Lineage: Eukaryota; Oomycota; Peronosporomycetes; Peronosporales; Peronosporaceae
Source: the annotation of a GenBank genome assembly